Molecule: messenger RNA, 3301 nt
Organism: Cottoperca gobio
Lineage: Eukaryota; Metazoa; Chordata; Actinopteri; Perciformes; Bovichtidae
Exons: 12
Coding region: 54-2975 (973 amino acids)
Source: RefSeq, a predicted model, not a curated record
GUUUGUUUCUCCGACUGAAGGCUAAAAAUUGAAGAUUUUACAAGUAAAGCAACAUGGAUACAGAGCUGUUUAUGGAGUGUGAGGAGGAGGAGCUGGAGCCAUGGCAACAGGUGGAGGACGGCGUGGAGGAGGACGAGAUGGACUACUACAACAACUACUGCGAGCCAGUGGAGGAUUCUCGUUCUCCUCUUCCAGCCUCUGAGACUCCGCCCCCAAAGAUGCCUCCACCCCUCCCACCUCCAACAGCUUCCCCUCUCUUGCAGCUUGUCUCCUCUUCCCUUCCCGCCUCCCUUCAUCCCCCCUCCUCCUCCCACUCUCCCCCACCCCUGAUGGCUCCGGCACCGCCCCUCAUCCUGACGCAGACAGCGGAGGGGAAGUUCCUGCUCCAAGCAGCCCCGGGGACACACCACGGCUCGUCCAUCCUCCUCACCACACAGGGUUUCCCGGUGAUGAACAGUGGCGCUCCUCUGCUGCUGAACCAGCAGCCGGGUCAGACUAUGCAGCCGCUGACUUUGAUCCAGUCCCCAUCGUUGGGUCAGCUGGUCCGGCCCAGCAUGGGCGUGUCCCCGGUCCUCCCCCAGGGCAGGGCAGGCCCCGCCCCCUCGAGAGGCUCUGCCUUCACCACCAUGCAACUGCCCACCCUACUGAUUAUCCGCAACAGCACGCCCAGACCCGUUAACCUGCAGAUAACCCAGGUGGGCGGGGCUAACCCCCUGAAGCUGGCGGGCCCCCCUGCCCUCCCUUCCAGCUCGGCCAAUGGAGUCACCAGAUUCACCUCCUUCAGCAGCGGUAUGUGUCGUAUUUGUGAGUGGGCGUUUGAGAACGAGCCGGCCUUCUUGAAUCACAUGAAGUCAAACCACAAACCAGGAGAGAUGCCCUACGUCUGCCAGGUGUGUUCAUAUCGCUCGUCCUUCUACUUGGACAUCCUGCAGCACUUCGCCAGCUUCCACAGAGACUCUCGCUUCCUGCUCUGCCUCUUCUGCCUGAAGGUGACCAGAAACCCCACCAGCUACCACCAGCACCUGCUGAAACACCAGAUCAACCAGGCCUUCCACUGUAACAGAUGCCGUCUUCAGUUCGUCUUUCUGAAGGACAAGAUGCAGCACAAACUGGAGAACCAUCGCAGCUUCCGGUGCCCUGCUCAGCUGGAAGAACUGCCGCCGGGGUCAAAGAGCCCCGCCUCCCUCAUCCAGCCAAUCAACAUCAAGACGGAGAAGUCCCCCGUCCACAGGAGCCUCCCCCUCCAGAAAUCCCCCCGGUCCCUGACCAAGAGGCCGGUGAGCCGCAGGCUCCUGGACAGUCCUAGCAGAGGCUGUGGGGAGGCUGAAGCUGGAGAUGAGGAAGUGUCCACCAGAGGUCACAUUCAGGACCGGAGAGGGAGAAGCUGUGGGGAUGCUGUCAGAGACCGAAGCCGCUCACCACAUCAGAGGUGGCAGACUGAGGCAGAGCCCGAUGAUGGAGUCCCUCAACCACCGAGGUUCAACCCCAAACGCACCCCAGGUGUCCAACCCCCUCUCGAUAUGGGAAACCCAGCACCAGGUGAAAUCUUUUCCCACUUUUUUGAUGCUACAGUUUUCAAACUCCUCUGUGAAAACACAAACAAGAAUGCAGCCAAAAACCGGAAGAGAGGGAGAAAGUUCCUCUGGACUGAAAUAACUCCAGAAGAAAUGAAGAAGUUCAUAGGCAUGUUGCUGUACAUGUCAGUUUUGGACCUGCCGAAGAUGAGCGACUUUUGGCGUAAGAAAACCAUCUUCCAUGUGUCAUUCCCUGCCACCGUCAUGUCCCGAGACCGGUUCAUGGCCAUUUUAUCUAAUCUUCAUAUGAGUGACCCAGAGAAAAAUGAAGAAAAUGAUCAGAAAAAGGGCACCGAGGAUUAUGACCACCUCCACCGGGUCAGACCUCUCAUGGAAAUGAUAUGCAUUAACUGCAAGGCCAUCUACCACCCAAGACAGCACAUUUCAGUCGAUGAGAGGAUGGUUGGUACAAAGGCCAGGCUCUGCAUCAAGCAGUACAUGAAGGCCAAGCCAACAAAGUGGGGGCUGAAGUUUUUUGUGCUUGCUGACAUGAACGGCUACACCAUCGACUUCAAGCUCUACACGGGAAGGUCCAAGACAGCAUCAGGGAAAGGGCACUCUUUUGAUAUUGUAGCGGGACUGGUAAACAAAGACUACCUGGGGUCUGGGUAUAUUAUCUACACAGACAACUUUUACACCAGUCCCGUCCUCUUCCGACACCUGAGCCAGCAGGGAUUUGGCGCUUGUGGGACAUACAGGAAAGGAAGAAUUGGUGUCCCCACCACCCAAGAAAAUGCACUCACCAAAAGAUCCCCACGAGGCAGUAUCCGGUGGAUCAGGGACAGGGAUCUUCUGUUUGUGAAGUGGAUGGACACCAGAGAAGUGUCCCUAUGCUCCACCAUCCACCCAGUGUACAUGGGGGACACAGUGCAGCGCUGGCAGAAGACAGGUGAUGGGCCAAAACAAAAGCUCUCUGUCCCCAGACCCACCACAGUUACAGAGUACAACAAGUACAUGGGGGGAGUGGACACCUCGGACCAGAUGAUUGGCACAAAUUCAGUCCACCGGAAAACCAGGAGAUGGCCCACCACUGUUUUCCAGCAUCUGGUUGACAUCGCUGCGACAAACUCCUUUGUCAUCCACAAGGCCCGCUGUGUCAGCCUGCAGCAGCAGAAUCCGAUGACCCGUCAGCGUUUCCAGGAGGAGCUCACUGCACACCUCCUUGGAGUUGACUUGAAAAGUGGCCCUCAGAAGACCCCAGGUAAACACCUACCUGUCCCCACAAGCAGCAGACAGACCAAAGCGCAGAGAGCCAGCAUGGGGCGGCAGCGCUGCAAACUCUGCAAGAGGAGCACUGCCUGGAAGUGUGAGGACUGUGAUGUGGGCCUGUGUCUGCAGCCAGACAGGAACUGUCACUGGCAGUACCACCAAGUGAAGAGAGGAGAGAUUACAGCAGAUUGAAUUAAAAUGGAAGCGAGACGGUAUGUAACUCGACACUUGUAUUGCGUGGUGACUUUUUUAGAACAGCGUACCAAGUCUGUAAAUUUGUAAUUGUACUUUCUAUAUGUAAAUGUGCGCAUCUUCUUCAAGUAGCCUGUGUCCUAGCAGAGGCUGUGGGGAGGCUAGAGCUGGAGAGGAGGUGUCCACCAGAGGUCACAUUCAGUACUGUAGAGGGAGAAGCUGUGGGGAUGCUGGAGCUGAAGAUGAGGUUUCCAAUUGUGGAAAAAAACACCUGUACAUAGUUUCCAUUUUAUGGCCUGUUCUUGCCCAUUUAAGAGACAAAGACU